AUGGAGUCCUCGCAACAACCACAACGUCCGCACCAUAGGCGUCGGCCCUCUUCGCCGGCGCCGAUUGCUCAUACGCACCACCGUGCGAACCACCACCACCACCUUCAUCGACCCUCGCAACCUCAACUAUUCACCCAUUUCCCACCUGCCGCGACAUUGCAGCUGCGAACCUCGCACAAUACCCCCGCUUCCUCGCCGGGCCUGUUCAGCCCCUCGACGCAUCGCAAUCCGCUUCUCCCCCCUCCGACCUCGCUCUCCGAGAGUACCUCUCCAGCCCCCGGCAACCACCCGUAUCUGCACCCGCUGCAGACCUACAAAGUCAGAGAGACGCACAAGGCGCUCAUCGACUCCGACAACAUCACGGGCCGCAAGCUUAUCAAUCAAUAUGAGGUCAUUGAGGAGAUUGGCCGUGGCAUGCAUGGCAAGGUCAAGCUUGCACGCAACCUCGAGACCCACGACAAUGUGGCCAUCAAAAUCAUCCCGCGCUUCUCCAAAAAGAGGCGGCUGGGUAAGGUGACGGCCAAAUCGCCCCAGGACAAGACCAAACGCGAGAUUGCCAUUCUCAAGAAGAUUCGUCACCCGAACGUGGUCGCCCUCCUCGAAGUCAUUGACGACCCUGAGCUGAAGAAGAUCUACAUGGUGCUUGAACACGCUGAACUUGGCGAGGUCAUCUGGCGCAAGAAGGGCUUGCCCCACAUCUACCAGUACGAGCGCCGACGGAUUGAGCGUGAGAUGGCAGGCGAGCCUCGCACCGAGGAGGAGGAGCAGUAUGACCAGAUUCUGGAACAGCGCCAGGCCUUGAAAGAACACAAGCGUGCCCGAAUGGCUCAGAAUUACAACGCCCCUUCUGAUUACUGGAGUGUCGAGUACGGCGCCGCCAACGAGCCCAGCAGCUACGGCCAACAGUCGCGAGUCACUUCCAGGGAUGACUUCGCCAAUGGAGAUGGAUCAGUGUCUCGGACCAGCUCUCGCCCACCAUCACGCGGCCAUUCCCAGGGCCCCUCGCGCUCCCAUUCUGCUGCCUCAAUGGGCAUGAGCAUGGCAUUUUCCGACCUGGAGGAGGAGGUCAAUUGGGACGACGAGCUCGAGACUCCGGGUCCCGUUCGUUCCAAUCCCAACUCCAGCAUAGCCCUCGACGGGGCCAUGUUUAGCCAGUACUCGGAGGAUAGACUGUAUCGGGGUCGCCGGCCAAGUGUGGCUGAUUCAAUCAUCUCUCACAUGUCUUCGGUUGACUACUAUGUCCAGAACCACGACGCCUUCACCGACGACUUCUCCUACGUUCCGUGUUUUACAAUGGACCAAGCCCGGGCCACCUUCCGCGACACCGUGCUGGGUCUUGAGUACUUGCACUACCAAGGCGUCGUCCACAGGGACAUCAAGCCCGCCAACCUGUUGUGGAGCAAGGAUCAUAGAGUUAAGAUUUCCGAUUUCGGUGUCUCGUAUUUCGGCCGCCCUAUCCGAGAUGGCGAGCCGGACGAUACCGUGUCCGAGUCUGAGGCGAAGGACUUCGAUGAUGAUCUGGAGCUGGCAAAGACUGUUGGAACUCCAGCCUUCUUCGCUCCCGAAAUUUGCUACACCGACAUCAGCAAGGAGCAACCCAAGGUCUCUGAGCAGAUCGAUGUUUGGUCUCUUGGCGUGACCCUCUACUGUCUCAUCUUCGCUCGCAUUCCCUUCCUCGCCGAGGAUGAGUUCCAAAUGUUCAAGAAGAUUGCGACGGAGGACGUAUAUAUUCCACGCCGGCGAUUGCUCCCUGUUGACCCAUCCACCUCCCCUAUGACCACAUCUUUAUAUAAUCGACAUAGUACAUACCCCUAUCGCAACGACAAUGAUUUAGCUUAUGAGGAGAUUGACCCUCUCCUUCUCGACUUGCUUCGCCAGAUGCUUAUCAAGAAUCCCGAGCAGCGGAUUAGGCUUAGAGAUAUCAAGAGGCAUCCUUGGGUCCUCCAGGGGCUUUCCAACCCCGUGGGAUGGCUCGACGAUACUGACCCGGGCAGGCCCUCUUCUGGCCGCAAGAUCCAGGUCAACGAGCGCGAUGUGUCUGACGCCGUCGUGCCCCUGACCUUCCUCGAGAGGGCUCGCUCCGCUGUCAAGAAGGCUGUUGGCAAGGUCAUCCACCCUCUUGUCGAGCGAAGCGACAGCCGAACUCGGCAUCGAGCCACAAGCAGCGUGGCAAGCUCAUCUGGAGACACAAGCAUGUUCAACGGCCCUCCUACCUCCCAUCCGGGGGAAGGUCUAGGGCGCCGUCAGAGUCUAAAGCCCGAUGACUACUUCGCUCUCGCCAUCAAGGACAACUUAGCAGCACGAGAGAAGUCCUUCCUAUCUGGGUCUGAGAUUUAUGAUCCCAUGGCAACUGUCCUCCCCCAAGAGGAGCAAAAUAAGCCGGAGAGUGCGGAGCAAUCGGACUCCAGCACCAAGCCGGUCCAGCUCCACAGCCGUACUCCCAGCAGGGCGGGGCUGCAUAUCAGGACCCGAGCUUCCCGUGUGUUUGAGUCCCUCACGACACCCACACUGGGAUCUGACGGUGCCCGUGACAACGAAUUUCGCGAUGAGACGAGAAAGACAAGAGCAUCUACACUGCCUGGCGACGAUGCAUCUCGUGCUCAGUCAGUAGAUCGUGGUUUAUUUGGUUCAAUGGACAAGCACGCUGCUGCCCGGGUGGCAGUGAGCCCUACGACAGCUGGUGGAGACAUUCAACGUCCAGCAACUCCAUGCCACCCCCGUGCUAUGCGGUCCGUCGACCUGGGACGAGCCAAGAAGCGCCAGAGCUACGCCUCACCUCUGGGGUCAUCAAUUCAAAAUGCCGUCAUUGCCGCCAUUGAGAACGGCCAACCCCCAAGAGAGCUUGCGGCCCCUCGACCCGGAUCUCGGAGACACACUCCUUCCAACUCUGAGUCGAACAUAAGGGCCGGUUACCCCACUUCACGCUACAUGGAUGGACAGCUUUGGGGACUAAGAGCGACAAAAUCCGACCCCGCCGCCAUUCCUUGCCCCCCUUCGGAUGAAGAGGAUGGCCCUGCACGAUCGGCCCCAAUUCGGGGAAACACAAUGACGACUGUCAAGUCUUCAAGCACCGAUUCUCUAGACGGGCUAGAAACGCCCCUGACCUGCCCAAGUGAGGUGACCAGCCCAACUUCUACACAACCACCAACUAAGAAUGGUUCAGAGCAAACAUUAGCCUUCCAAUCCGACCCAUCGCUACCCGCUCUCCUCAGUGGCGCCAGUUCAGUCUCUGCUGACAUGGAAGCCGAGCUGCUCAAUGGGCCGGGUGUGGUGAGCACGAAGCCGUCUUUGCUUGAGACGACAGAUUCGCUCACACCUCCAGCUCACACUAAAGAGCCUGCUGGUGGAUUUCCAUUGGAUCAAGUGUUUGGUUAUCCUUCAGCCAUGGGGAGCGGGUCACUGACGCUCCGGGUUGAUCACGCCCCAGACACGCAUCAGAGCCUCAGCGACGAUGACGAUGAUAGCGACGACGGCUUCCUCGUUAUGGCCAAAUCCAAGCGCAAGUCCACGCCAGUUGCCAGCCUCUCGCGCCGGGCACCUUUCGAAGCCAAGAGAAGGGAUACCAACAUCAGUACCACCAGUACAGAAACAGCUAAGCCUGGGCAAACUGAGCAUACUCAUACACAUACUCAUCAGUAUUCAGCCAGUAUGGAUGGACCCUAUUCCUAA
Messenger RNA from Clonostachys rhizophaga, 3669 nucleotides. NCBI's taxonomy places the organism in Eukaryota, Fungi, Ascomycota, Sordariomycetes, Hypocreales, Bionectriaceae. The record is from the annotation of a GenBank genome assembly.